Letharia columbiana is the source of this 1629-nucleotide messenger RNA. RefSeq lists its product as uncharacterized. Gene Ontology annotation, cellular component: membrane. The record is from RefSeq and is a predicted model, not a curated record. Bases 1 to 1629 code for a protein of 542 amino acids. Gene Ontology annotation, molecular function: amino acid transmembrane transporter activity. Gene Ontology annotation, biological process: amino acid transmembrane transport. Lineage: Eukaryota; Fungi; Ascomycota; Lecanoromycetes; Lecanorales; Parmeliaceae. The transcript is spliced from 6 exons.
AUGGAUACAAAAGAGAAGGUUCCUCUCGAUGAUGUCACCUACGAUAGCAAUGGCAGUCACGAUGCUGACUUCGAGGCCGAGCCACCUGCGAAUGGAGGUCUCCAACGCAACUUGAAGGGUCGUCACAUGCAGAUGAUAGCUAUCGGCGGUUCGAUUGGUGCUGGUCUCUUCGUGGGGUCCGGUCAAUCGUUUAACAAUGGUGGCCCUGGCAGUGUGCUCCUUGGUUUCAUCAUUGUCGGCGCCAUGUUGCUUUUUACCGUGCAAGCUCUGGGAGAGCUUGCCGUCCUCUACCCCGUCAACGGCGCUUUCUUCACCUACGGUUGCCGAUUCAUCGACGAAGCUUGGGGCUUCGCAAUGGGCUGGGAUUAUGCUCUAGGAUGGCUUACCGUUCUACCCUUCGAAAUCACUGCUGCUGGUAUCACAAUUUCGUUCUGGAAGGAGAUAAACAUUGGUGUCUGGAUCGCGGUUUUCCUCUUCCUCCUGUGCGUGGUUCAAUUCUUCGGUGUGCGAGGAUACGGUGAAGUCGAAUUCGUGCUCGGCGUUAUCAAAGUCGUAGCCGUCAUCGGUUUUAUCAUUUUCGCUGUCGUGGUUGAUUGCGGAGGGGUCCACACCAAAGUCAACCGCGGAUACCUCGGUGCUCACUACUGGCACGAUCCGGGAGCGUUCAAAAACGGCUUUAGAGGAUUCUGCUCCGUCUUCGUCAACGCUGCCUUUGCUUUCGGCGGUACCGAGCUUGUCGGUCUUGCUGCCGCCGAGGCCGCUGACCCGCGGAAGUCGCUCCCAACCGCUACCAAGCAAGUGUUCUGGCGCAUCUCAGGUUUCUACGUCAUCUCGCUGUUCAUGGUCGGCCUGAUCUUGCCCUCCAACGACCCAGACCUCCUCGGUUCAUCCGGUGCAAACACCAAGGCGUCCCCCUUUGUGCUUGCCAUCCAAAUGGCCGGUGUCAGCGGUCUUCCCUCCGUCUUCAACGCCGUCAUCACCAUAUCCGUCCUCAGUGUCGCAAACUCCUGUACCUUCGGCUCCACGCGUACCAUGCAAGCGCUCGCAGCGAGGGACAUGGGCCCCAAAUUCCUAAUGUACAUUGACAGCAAAGGUCGCCCUAUCUGGUGUAUCGUUAUCCAACUCCUCUUUGGUCUUCUCGCCUUCGUUAACGAAGCCAGCGCCGGCUCUACCUUCUUCGCCUGGCUCCUUGCUCUCUCCGGUCUUUCUUACUUCUUCGUCUGGGGCAGUAUCUGUCUUUCCCAUAUCCGCUUCCGCCGCGGCUGGAUGGUACAGGGACACACUUUAGACGAACUGCCAUUCCGGGCUCAAUUCGGUGUUAUUGGCAGUUACAUUGGUUUCUUCUUGAACAUCAUUGCCCUCAUCGCCACUUUCUACACAGCUCUAUUCCCCCCCGGCGCUUCUCCCACCGCCACCGCUUUCUUCCAAGAAUAUCUCGCCGCGCCCAUCGUCAUCGCGCUCUACGUUUUCUGGAAGAUCUGGUCUAAGAACAAGGGCGGAUUCUUCGUCCGGGCACACCAGAUGGAUCUGUUGACGGGUAUGCGGACGUUCGAUUUGGACCCGAUGGAGGAUGCGGCCGCUGGGCGGAGGAAGAGUAUCUUUGUACGAGCGGCGAGGAAUGUUGUUUAA